This is a messenger RNA of Neoarthrinium moseri, 1407 nucleotides long. RefSeq lists its product as uncharacterized. Gene Ontology annotation, biological process: transmembrane transport. The record is from RefSeq and is a predicted model, not a curated record. The transcript is spliced from 4 exons. Gene Ontology annotation, molecular function: transmembrane transporter activity. The coding region runs from base 1 to 1407 and encodes 468 amino acids. Lineage: Eukaryota; Fungi; Ascomycota; Sordariomycetes; Amphisphaeriales; Apiosporaceae.
AUGGGUCUUGCGCAAUUCUUCAAGAGCCGGUCGCUCAGGGCCAAGGACGACCAGCGUACCAACGCGGCAGAGUUGACACUGAAGCAGUCCAUAUUCCCUAUAUGCCUGGUAACAGUGCUGUUUUUUCUCUGGGGUUUCAGUUACGGGCUCCUCGACACUCUGAAUAGUCACUUCCAGAAUACCCUUGGUAUCACCCAGGCUCGAUCAGCCGGUUUACAAGCUGCUUACUUCGGUGCUUAUCCGAUUGCUUCCCUUGGUCAUGCCAACUGGAUUUUGCGCCACUACGGCUACAGGGCUACAUUCAUAUGGGGUCUCUGCAUCGGUGCCCUGGUUGCUUUCCCAUGCAUCAAGGCUCACUCGUUCGGCGGCUUUUGCGCCGCCAUUUUUAUCAUUGGCAACGGCCUAGGCUCGCUGGAAACAGCAGCCAAUCCCUAUAUCACCGUCUGCGGACCUCCUAGAUACUCCGAAAUCCGUAUCAACCUUGCCCAGGCAUUCAAUGGUAUCGGAACUGUGGUUGCGCCAGUCAUGGCAUCCUACAUCUUCUUUGCCGAGCUGAGCAGCGAAGCAGCAGCACUCGCGAAUGUGCAAUACGUCUACAUCGCCAUUGCCUGUUUCGUCUUUCUCCUUGCGUGCGUCUUUUUCAUGGCUCGGAUCCCGGAGAUUACCGAUGCGGACAUGGCCUUCCAGGCAAACGAAAGCGAAGCCAAUGCGGAUAGCAAGCCCUUCCGGAAGCAAUAUCGUCUAUUUCACGCGACGUUUGCUCAGUUCUGCUACACCGGCGCACAGAUUGCUAUCGCUGGAUACUUCAUCAAUUACGUCAAGGCUACUCGUCCAGGGACCCCUGACUCAGAAUCGUCGGUUCUUCUCGCUGGUGCUCAGGCUGCCUUCUCGAUUGGACGUUUCAUCGGUAGCGGUAUCAUGAAAUACGUCCGCCCGAGAUGGGUGUUCCUCGCAUUCCUUUCAUUCUGCAUCGUCUUUGUUGCUCCCGCGAUCACCCAAAGAGGGAACAUCGGUAUCUCCAUGCUGUUCGUGACUCUCUUCUUUGAGUCUAUCUGCUUCCCUACCAUUGUCGCCCUUGGUGUACGUGGACUGGGACGCCACACAAAGCGAGGAUCUGGGUUCAUCGUCGGUGGUGUGUCAGGCGGUGCCCUCGUCCCACCUAUUCUAGGAUUAGUCGCCGACAAGAGAGGUACCGGCUUUGCUAUGAUUGUGCCGUUGAUGUUCUUCAUCGCUGCAGAAACAUAUGCCAUUGCCGUCAACUUCGUUCCCUCUUACAGGGAUUCAGCAGAUGCCUUCAGCAAUACCGAAAUUGGCUUGAGGCCCGCUACCGGCACAGAUGAGGAAACCGCCAAGGCAGCUGAUGCUCAGAAUGAAAAGACGGCCGUGUCUGAGAACGAGUCGCAGUAG